Penaeus indicus is the source of this 5292-nucleotide messenger RNA. RefSeq names its product serine/threonine-protein kinase A-Raf-like. Lineage: Eukaryota; Metazoa; Arthropoda; Malacostraca; Decapoda; Penaeidae. The record is from RefSeq and is a predicted model, not a curated record. Gene Ontology annotation, biological process: protein phosphorylation; Ras protein signal transduction. Gene Ontology annotation, cellular component: cytoplasm. The transcript has 14 exons. The coding region runs from base 184 to 2706 and encodes 840 amino acids. Gene Ontology annotation, molecular function: protein kinase activity; ATP binding.
GUCUUAUUUUGGCGUUUGGGCCUUUCCUUCCCGCGGGCCACGAGCUCUCGGCGCCCACGGCACCUCCGGGACGCGCCCUCAGCCAAGGGACACGCCGCCGGCCGCAGAGGCGCCUCCGAGGCCACUCCGGGGGGCGGGAGCUGCGCGCCCAUUUUGGCGGAGGAUAAACUAAGCAGGUGCAAGAUGGCGGGUGUUGGGGACGCAAGGGAGCGGGAGAGCGCCUCGCCCUCGCCCGUCCAGGCGCCCGAGACCCACGACGAGGCCAAAGACAGGGCGGCCCUGGAGGAAGAGUUGCAAAACAUACAGAAUAUCAUCCACCUGACGAAGGAGUACAUCGAUGACCUCAACUCUCGCUUUGCCGGUUUCCAGCACCCCCCAUCUUUAUAUCUCACGGAGUACACAGAGCUAACUGGAAAGUUGCACAGAUUUGAGGCCAAGGAGCAAGAAAUACUAGAGCAGUUGACCCUUGCAACUGGGCAGACCGCGCAGACUAAUGGCUGUCACGAAGACUUACCUGAGGGGCAGACGGCAGCCUCUGCGGAGGAGGCGGAGCCAGGCUAUCCGCCCAUGACACAAGCUUCCAGUAGUAAUGGUGUAUGUGAAGAGGUGGCACGUUCCACGCCACAAUCUCCCCUUCGAUCGGUUGUACGGGCGCAUUUGCCCAACCAGCAACGCACUACAGUACAAGUGCAGCCAGGACGUACUUUAAAAGAAGCAUUAGCAAAGGCUCUUAACUUCCGUAAACUUUCCCACGAUGUCUGCAUUGUGUACAGAAAAAACAAUCCUAAGGUGCGCAUGUCUUGGGACUCGGACAUCGCGGCGUUAGAAGGAGAGGAAAUUGUUGUGGAGGUUCUAGAAAAGUUUCCUGUAACAACAUCCAUCUCCCACAAUUUUAAUAGAAGAACAUUCUUUUCUUUGGCAUUCUGUGAUAACUGUCGACGACUUCUAUUCCACGGGUUUGUAUGCCGUACAUGUGGCUAUCGCUUUCAUCAACGCUGCUCUGUUGGAGUUCCAACGCUGUGUCAGCAGGAUCAGCGUAUUACAAAUAAUAUCUACCAGCAUUUAUUAGCGUCGUAUCAAGAUAACCCAGCAGGAAUCCUGACCACAACAGUGUAUGGAGGCCCCCACGGAGCCCAGUCUUCGCUAUUAGGUCCCUAUGCCGGCCAUUAUCCCGGUGGCUAUGGUGGCCACUACAUGGACAGUUACAGGAACCAGUAUCCUGGCCAAUAUUCCAGCGGCGGCAGUGAAGGGCAGGUGCCGCCCCCACUGCCCCGGCCUGCCCCCGCCCCCCUGGCCCCGAGGGACCGGUCCUCCUCGGCUCCCAACGUGUGCAUCAAUCUGGUCAACCCUUCCAACCAGUCAGAUGCUGGUGCCUCGUUGGCGGAGUUUGCACAAAGGAUUGGCAAGAAUUACAAUCCUACAAGUCCAGGGGUCCACUUCUUUGGGUCCUCAACGUUGUACCUCCAUGAUAGUGGGGGGGGGACUUGGAGCCCCCCCACACACAUGUCCCACAUCAUGAUGCCCUCCCCAGGGUAUACAGGGGGCGGGGGGAUCCUAGCCCCGCCUCCCUCGACCAGCCCCACCAGCAGCCCCACGCGCCCUGUCCAAGGCUCUCACUCUGCCCAGGCCUCCCCCACCAACACUCUCAAAACUGUGCGACCCAGAGCUAGAUCAGCUGAUGAAUCUGUUUCAGGCAAGAAGGUCAGACAGUCAUCAAAAGACACAGUGGAGGACUGGGAGAUACCAGUAGAUGAAAUCCUGAUUGGUCAUCGCAUCGGGUCUGGCUCAUUUGGGACUGUGUAUCGGGGUCACUGGCAUGGCCCGGUCGCAGUCAAAACAUUAAAUGUCCGUGAUCCGACACCAGCACAGUACUCAGCCUUCAAGAAUGAAGUCUCGGUACUCAAGAAAACAAGACACGUUAAUAUAUUGCUGUUUAUGGGGUGUGUGAAGACGCAGCAACUGGCCAUUGUGACACAGUGGUGUGAAGGCUCUAGCCUUUAUAAGCACCUUCAUGUACAGGAAAACAAAUUUGAACUUAUGAGAAUUAUAGACAUUGCCAGGCAAACGUCACAAGGCAUGGAUUACCUCCAUGCAAAGAAUAUUAUUCAUAGAGAUCUUAAAUCCAAUAAUAUAUUCUUGCAUGAUGAUUACACAGUCAAGAUUGGUGAUUUUGGUCUGGCUACAGUCAAGGGUGGCCGCUGGAGCCAAGAGAGCCCGGGAGGCAGACAGAUUCAGCAGCCGUCUGGAUCAAUCCUCUGGAUGGCGCCGGAGGUCAUCCGUAUGCAGGACGAGAACCCGUACACUUUCCAGAGUGACGUGUAUGCCUUUGGGAUCGUCUUGUAUGAACUCUUUUCGGGCUGCCUCCCCUAUUCGCAUAUAAACAACAAAGAUCAGAUAUUAUUCAUGGUUGGCCGAGGCUUUUUGCGGCCAGACAUGUCCUACUUACGGUCAGAUAUGCCCAAGCCAAUACGUCGCAUCUUAGAUGAUUGUAUUAAAUACAAUCGAGAUGAUAGACCGCUGUUCCAACAGAUCCUAGCCAACUUAGAAUCACUAGUACGUUCCUUGCCAAAAAUACAUCGUUCAGCAAGUGAGCCGACACUUACGCGCACACACCUUAACAGUGACGACAUGAUCUAUUUGUGUGCGUCACCCAAGACACCCAUCAACUCCGGCGCCUUCCCCUUCUCCAUGACCGGCAACAUUUAGUGUGUGCGCUUGAAGGUGGUCGCCUUGGAUACCACAACAACCCUUGUUGUCCCUCCCCCCCCCAAAGGAGACUCUGCUAGACUUGUCAGCUGGCGUCCCGUGUCCUGCGUCUCGUGUCCUGGACUCUCAGCAGUUGAGCCGUCAGACGGAGUAUUCCAUCGCACGCCGGCAGCGGAAAUUCUUCGGAGAGCCUCAUCCCCUAGGCCAUACCAGCUGAGUCACCACAUGGAGUGCACCUCACCUAGAAUCCACUGAGAAGUUCCAAACAGCUUACCUAGGCUUGCCAGCAGAUUUGUUCCAUGGACAAUAAUCUGUGUAAAGUUGUCUUAGACAACAUAUCCAGGCUGAAUCAAUGAUAUUGUUAAAUGGACAAUAAUUUUUAUCCUGAGUUGUCCCCAAGAGCUACUACAGACCUUACAAACUAAGCCACCCAAGGAGCCAACUCCCCAAGAUCCCAGACGAAGGAGUUGCCUCACAGUGCUCCCUGGCCUCAUCUACUGAGUUACAUCAACUCCCCUGGUCCAACCGUAUUAGUUAUGUCAACUCCCUCGGCCUUAUCAGUUGAAUAAAUUCCAUCUCCAUGGUUUUUAUCAGCUGAUUCAUCAACUUGGCCUCAUUAGCAGUAUUGUUGACUCCCCUGGCCUCUCAUCGUCAUCAUCAUCAUCAUCAGCUUGUUGGUGUGUGGUGUUCAGGCAUAUGCCAGCUGUUUUGCAUCAGCAGUGGAGGUACGUCACCACCUCAAGCCUUAUAAAUUAUUUGCCUCGGUUAUUUAGUGGACACAUCAGCAGCCUUAUGCCAGUUCAGACUAUGGCUCCAUCUACCCAAGCAUUGCGCAUGUUAAGGUCUUUACAAUAUAGUAUUUCACAUAAUUAAGGUGAUGAUAUCGUGUGUGAUUUUUUAGUUUCAAUGCGUCCUCUGUAGAUGUGAAUGCAAGCUACUUGUCCCAAAUUGUUAUGUUUACUUGACCAUGCAGAAGUGUACCUAGCUACAGUUUAGAGAAACCAAUAAUUUGCUAAGAAGUAAAGAAGUUUGAUAACUGUAUUCAAGCUUUGUAAGUGCACAGCCUUAUGUAUAAUGAAAUAGCCUUUUUUAGGUCAAUUUGUAAGGUUUGCUUUUAUGUGCAACAGCUUGAGCAAACUAGUUUCUUUGGUUGCUCAACUGUCCUCCAAAAUAAGCAGGUUUUAUUCUAGUCUCAAGCGAUGUCAAUUCCUAUCUAUGGGCAUGUAAUAGGUUAUCCAAUAUCUUGUAUGGAACUGCAUUAGGGUACAGUUUAAUGCAGCAACAGAAUUUUUAUCACAGUGUGAGAUGACUUUCUAUCAAGAACUUCCCAUUAUUAUUAGUUUUUUUAAUCAAAUUUACUUUUCAUUUUAUUUAUUUGUAAUUCUUUUUUUUUCAAGUACUUGCUACUAUUCCCUGCCUGCUCAGACGCAAUGAAUUAGCGGCACAGGCCACUCGAGUCAUUAUCCCACGUGAUGCCAUCCGUGAUGUAUUACACCUCUGUGGUUGUCGAAGGGACUCCACGCACCACUCAUGAACAUUCCAUAAUAAUGACUUGGCAAUAUGUCAUUGAUCUCCAAGUACUAAUGUGAUGAAUGAAAUGUAUUUUUUUGGUGAUAAUAUAUUAUUUUUUUUUGUUUUUUGUUUUUUUGAUUUUAUUUUACUUUAGUUUCAUUCAAGGGUAGUAGUUGUAGUAGAAUGCAUCUGUUCACAAGGCCCAAAGAGCUCGUUUUGUAUAUUUCUGCCCCAGAGUAUAGUCAGAUUGAAAUUCUUAGAGACGAGAUAAAUGUUUUUUAAAUAUGAAUUUGCAGUCGUGAAAGGUUGUCUGUUGGUAAGCACUAUCAAGAAAUUGACAUUGUCUUGAUUAGCUCUACAAUAUAAGUACACCCAGGAAUUACAAGGGAAGUGGCAUGAGGUGAAAGAUGUGCUUGCAAUAUUGCACCAUUUCUAAUUGGAGAACCCUUCUUGAAGCUGAUUGAGAAUGAGGUAUACAUACAAAGAACAGCUAUCGGCACUAUAGACCUGCAGGUAGUUGUGAAGGCCAGGGGGAUUUGCAUCAGUAGAGCCAGGAUACUGCCAGGCUUUGUCGACAUACUGGUCAGCUGUAAAUAACCUUGGAGGUCACCUGCACAAGUCAACUAGGUGUGGGGAGCAAAAAUUUGUGAUUAUGUUUUGGGGGUGGCGGAUGGUCGUGUUGAAGGCAGCAGACCAGCAGGCCCUCACAGCUUCAGUUUUCCCUUGUCUCCCCCCCCCUCUCCCUUCCCCUCACCCCAGCCCCAUCCUCGACCUCCCCUCCAUCCCUUUCCCCCUCCCUCCCCCUCCCCUUCCAUCCCCCCUCCGGAUUCCAUCCUGUCCAUUACUUUCCUUUUUAACCUCACUUUCCUUCUCAUUUCCUUACUCAUGUUCCACUCCUUCCGACUGUCCCACUGUCCCCCUCCAACCCUGGACGCCACCAGUCCAUGUACAGACUUCACACUGAGUGAUACUGUCGUGCAGUCAUCCCACGAUCCAUUACCAUAUUGUUUUAUCAUCAUCAAAAUGUUACUCUGUAUCAGCUUUAACCAUUUUAAAAUAAAAGACGAGCUUCCU